AAAAUAAUGUUACGGCAAGUACUGUUGUUCAUCUUGGCUCUGUCUCUAUCCUCGGUGUUCGGGCAGGUCAGCUACUCCAUUCCCGAGGAAAUGGAGAAAGGUUCAUUAGUUUGUAAUGUCGCUCAGGAUUUAGGUGUGGAUAUGAAACGGCUCAAAUCAGGCAGAGCUCGUAUUCAUUCGGGAGACAGUGCAGAAUACAUCGAGCUAAACAGAGAGAGGGGAGUCCUCGUCAUCAAAGAGAGAAUAGACAGAGAGACGCUGUGCGGAGAGACGACGCCUUGUGCCGUACAUCUGCAGAUGAUUCUGGAAAACCCGAUGGAAUUGUUCCGCAUAACGAUUGAAAUCACAGACAUAAACGACAACGCUCCCAGCUUUGCAUCGAGCGAGAAACGAUUUGAAAUCAGCGAGUCGGCCGUUAUCGGGUCUAAAUUCGUGCUGGAGAAAGCCGUCGACGCUGAUAUAGGUGAAAAAGGUCUCCAAAGCUAUUCGCUUAAUCCAACCAACAAUUUCGCAUUGAAACUAGAGAAUCAAGCAGACGGGAGUAAAAAGGUAGAGAUGGUGCUACAGAAGCCACUCGACCGAGAGGAGCAGGAGCAGAUAUCACUGCUAUUAACGGCUCUAGAUGGUGGAAAGCCGCGUAUGUCUGGAACAAUUCAGAUAAUUGUGAACGUGUUAGAUAUAAACGACAACGCACCAGUCUUUACUAAGUCUGUAUACAAGGCCACUAUAACCGAGAAUUCACCGCGAGGCACCAGUGUCAUUACUGUCAGUGCAUCUGACAAAGACGGGGGCUCAAAUGCAGUAAUUUCAUACGCCAUUUCAAAUAGCAGGCGUCGUAUAUCUGAUUUGUUUCAGAUUAAUAGAAAAACCGGAGAGGUCAUUUUGAUCGGUGAAAUUGAUUAUGAAAAGACCAAGCUCUUCCAAAUUGAUAUAGAGGCUAUAGAUAACGGUGGACUCUCUGAUUCCAGUAAGAUCAUAAUUGAUGUUAUUGAUAUCAAUGACAACAGCCCUCAGUUAAAAAUACUGUCUAAAUCAGACACCAUUUUAGAGGAUUCUCCUGACAAUACUGUCAUCGCUAUGCUGAGCGUGAAUGACCCUGAUUCUGAGAGGAACGGAGAGGUGAAGUGUAAUAUUAAUGAUGACAUUCCUUUUAAAAUACAUAACUCAAUGAGUGGAUUUUAUAGUUUAGUCUCGGAGGUAGCUUUGGAUAGAGAGGCCGCGUCCCAAUAUAAUAUCACAGUGACCUGCUCUGAUGAGGGCGUGCCCUCCCUCUCCAGCAGCGUCACGCUCACCUUACAGAUCUCUGACGUGAAUGACAACGCGCCUGUCUUUGAGAGGAGCUCAUAUGAGGCCUAUAUUGUAGAAAACAACAUACCAGGUCUCUCUGUAUUCACAGUGAAAGCCAGAGACGCUGACUGGAACCAGAAUGCCCGUGUUUCUUACAUACUGGAGGACUCCUCUGUUAACGGAGUGCCAGUCUCCUCAUAUGUGUCCGUUAGUGCUGAUAGUGGAGUCAUCCAUGCAGUGCGCUCUUUUGACUACGAGCAGAUCAAAGAUUUUCACUUCCAAGUCAAAGCUCAGGAUGGAGGCUCUCCUCCACUCAGUAGUAACGUGACUGUGAAAAUACUGAUCCAGGACCAGAACGACAAUCCCCCUCAGGUUCUGUAUCCAGUCCAGACUGGUGGCUCAGUGGUGGCUGAACUGGUGCCUCGUUCAGCAGAUGUGGGCUAUCUGGUCACUAAAGUGGUGGCUGUGGAUGUGGACUCUGGACAGAAUGCCUGGCUCUCCUAUAAACUGCAGAAAGCCACAGACAGGGCGCUGUUUGAAGUGGGCUCACAGAAUGGAGAAAUAAGAACAAUCCGCCAAGUCACUGAUAAAGACGCAGUGAAACAAAGACUGAGUGUUAUAGUGGAGGACAACGGGCAGCCCUCUCGUUCAGCUACAGUCGUUGUUAACGUGGCGGUGGCGGACAGCUUCCCGGAAGUGCUGUCGGAGUUCACUGACUUUACGCACGACAAGGAGUACAACGACAACCUGACUUUUUACUUAGUGUUGGCUCUGGCUGUAGUUUCCUUCCUCUUCAUCACGUGUGUAGUGGUUAUUAUCUCAGUGAAAAUCUACAGAUGGAGACAGUCUCGUGUCCUGUAUCACUCCAACCUCCCUGUGAUUCCAUAUUAUCCACCACGUUACUCAGACACUUUGGGGACCGGGACUCUCCAACACGUGUACAAUUACGAGGUGUGCAGGACGACUGACUCCAGAAAGAGUGACUGUAAGUUCGCCGGAGCUGGUAGUCAGAACGUGCUGAUAAUGGACCCCAGUGCUACAGGGACGAUGCAGCGGAUACAGAGUGAAAAGAGCAUCCUGGACGAACCAGACUCUCCUCUAGAGGUUAGUUAA
Messenger RNA from Limanda limanda (common dab), 2400 nucleotides. Its product is annotated as protocadherin beta-16-like. Bases 7 to 2400 code for a protein of 797 amino acids. The transcript has a single exon. Gene Ontology annotation, cellular component: plasma membrane. NCBI's taxonomy places the organism in Eukaryota, Metazoa, Chordata, Actinopteri, Pleuronectiformes, Pleuronectidae. Gene Ontology annotation, biological process: homophilic cell-cell adhesion. The record is from RefSeq and is a predicted model, not a curated record. Gene Ontology annotation, molecular function: calcium ion binding.